Molecule: messenger RNA, 1076 nt
Organism: Trichoplusia ni (cabbage looper)
Lineage: Eukaryota; Metazoa; Arthropoda; Insecta; Lepidoptera; Noctuidae
Gene: bug
Product: thioredoxin domain-containing protein 15-like
Exons: 2
Coding region: 126-1019 (297 amino acids)
Biological process (GO): cilium assembly
Cellular component (GO): cilium
Source: RefSeq, a predicted model, not a curated record
AUUGAUUUAUACACAAAUGUCAACUUGGAAUGAAACAAAAACUAUUAUAAUUUCAAAUUGCUUUUUUCAUAUUGUAUGAGAUUUCGGAACCACACAGUCAUCGAAGUGUGUUAACUUUUUUCACGAUGGAUCUACGACUAAGUAGACAUUUUUAUACUGCAUUACUUAUUGUUAUUGGACUGGCAGCAAUAACUAUACAGUUUGACAUUCAAGAAGAACCAGAAAUAACAACAGAGACUGAAGAAAAUGUUGAAAUGGAUGUUCCCAAUGUUGAUGAGUCAGAAUCACUACUCUCCAAUGUAGUGUCAGAUGUCAAUAAGACCCUCACCAGCAUAUACAACACUGUGACAUUAGCUAAUGUUACUGCAGAGAAUACCACACAGACAGCAAAUGAGACACGGAAGCUGGUCAAAUGUAAAGAAAUUGUCUAUGACCAGAGUGAAGAGAUUGAACCUUCAGUUGAAAUAGUGAAUGCCUCAAAACUCAUCAGGCUGCUUACUGUCAAGCCUGAUAUAACUUCUAGGGACAUGGAGGCUGACUGUAUUCUUGUCUUCUUCUAUGCCAGGGCUUGCCCCUUCAGUGCCCAUGCAGCACCACACUUUAAUGCCCUCGCACGGUCAUAUCCUAGUGUUAAAAUGGUUGCUCUUGAUGCUUUAAAGUAUGGCGGAACAAAUACUGUUUAUGGCAUUGUUGGUGUACCAACACUUAAAAUGUUCCACAAUGGUAGACCUUGUGGGAAAUUUAAUGGGACUGAGUAUAAUAUUCAGUCUUUCAGUAAAUUUGUUCAUGCUAUUACUGGGCAGUACCCACAAACACUUCUAGUCACCUCCAAAGAUUUCCAGGGACCAGUCUCAAGUGUUGUUGAGACUGAAACUGAUUAUUUCCUAGUCUUAUCAUGGUUAUUUAUUAUUGUGUGCUCAAUUCACUAUUUCAUGCAGUCAAAAUGGUGGAGAAUGAUUGUAGAGAUGGUUCAAAAUAAUUGGAGAGAAUCAGAAGCCCAACAUGAACACAAUGAUUAAAUAGGUUUUAUUAUUUUUUAGGUGCAAGUUGAAUAAAAUUAUGUAACUUAUACUACA